Nicrophorus vespilloides is the source of this 552-nucleotide messenger RNA. RefSeq names its product gustatory and odorant receptor 24-like. Bases 1 to 552 code for a protein of 183 amino acids. Gene Ontology annotation, cellular component: membrane; axon; neuronal cell body. Gene Ontology annotation, biological process: sensory perception of taste. Lineage: Eukaryota; Metazoa; Arthropoda; Insecta; Coleoptera; Silphidae. The transcript is spliced from 2 exons. The record is from RefSeq and is a predicted model, not a curated record.
AUGUAUCGGAUUCUGUGUGGAAGCGGGAAUGCAACCGACGUGCAAGUUGAGAUCAAAGAGAUCCGAUCUCGAUUCGAGCAUGCAUCCCAACUAAUUAACGAUUUCAACGCAGUUCACGGAUACCACGCUCUUCAGUUCUUUGGCUUCUUUGCUAUAUUCUAUAUCUACGUACUACAUUCUAUUAUUGAAAUGGUCACAACGGGUUUCCAUGAAAUUGGUAUGAUUCUGUUCGCCACCUGCAAGAUGAGUCAAACUGUGUUGAUUUCUACGAUGAUCAUUUGGGGUUGCGACCAAAUUUCAAAUCAGCUAAAACGCAUUCUGCAGAGCUGCUACAAGUGUCUUCUGGAGCUCCCUGUUGCGCAAACAAGCAAGGAAAUGGCUCUCGAGAAAGAAUUGAAGGCUCUGAUUGAAAUCAUGGCUACUAACUCUUCAAGAUUAUCUGCUGCCGAUUUCUUCGACAUUAACUGCAUGAUCGUGGCACGAAUGAUCAGCACUGUCGCAAUCAAUCUAAUUGUAGUGCUCCAAUUCAGUAGAAACUCACUUGAUCAAUAA